GUCAGAAUAGGUUCUAGAGGCAGUAGCCCUUGUGGGUGUAAGUGUGAGUCCAGCAGACGCCAUGAGCGCUGAUGCAGGGGGUAGGAGGGAGGGGAGAGCGAGCCUGUGUGCGACACAUGUGUUUCUCAUUCCCAGCUGGAGACAGCCCAGUAGCUGGGAGUCGGCCUGAAAAAGUCGUAUUGAAGUACGGACAGAGUUCAGUUUCAAAGCAGGCAGAGAAAGAACGGGAAUGCUGUUCAGGAAAUUCUUCAGGCAUGGGCAGGGACUUGGCUGCCUCUCUGCACUUGGAAAAUCUGACUGGGGCAGCUUCUGAACGCAGGCAGGGCCUGCUCCCCCCCCUCAGCCGCCGCCCCAGUGGCCGCCUCCUUCACCGCACUCUGCACCCUCCCGGAUCCAAGGCGGGUUUUCAUCGGCUGCUUUGUGACAAGAGAGAUGCCUCAGGAACAGUACACACACCACCGAAGCACAAUGCCCAGUGCUGAGGGGCCACAGGUAUACAAAGUGGGGAUUUAUGGCUGGCGGAAGAGAUGCCUGUAUUUCUUUGUUCUGCUCCUCAUGAUUUUAAUACUGGUGAACUUGGCCAUGACCAUCUGGAUUCUCAAAGUCAUGAACUUCACAAUUGAUGGAAUGGGCAACUUGAGAAUCACAGAAAAAGGCCUAAAGCUAGAAGGAGACUCAGAAUUUUUACAACCUCUCUACGCCAAAGAAAUCCAGUCCCGACCGGGUAAUGCCCUGUACUUCAAAUCUGCCAGAAAUGUUACAGUAAACAUUCUCAAUGACCAGACUAAAGUGCUCACUCAGCUGAUAACAGGUCCAAAAGCUGUAGAAGCUUAUGGCAAAAAGUUUGAAGUAAAAACCGUUUCUGGAAAAUUGCUCUUCUCAGCAGAUGACAAUGAAGUGGUCGUUGGAGCUGAGAGAUUAAGAGUUUUAGGAGCUGAGGGGACAGUGUUCCCUAAAUCUAUAGAAACACCUAAUGUCAGGGCAGAUCCCUUCAAGGAGCUCAGGUUGGAGUCCCCAACCAGAUCGCUAGUGAUGGAGGCCCCCAAAGGAGUAGAGAUCAAUGCAGAAGCUGGCAACAUGGAAGCCACCUGCAGAACCGAGCUGAGACUGGAGUCCAAAGAUGGAGAGAUUAAGUUAGAUGCCGCGAAAAUCAAACUACCUAGACUGCCUCAUGGCUCCUACACACCUGCAGGAACGAGGCAGAAGGUCUUCGAGAUCUGCGUCUGUGCCAACGGGAGAUUAUUCCUGUCCCAGGCAGGAACCGGUUCCACUUGUCAGAUAAACACAAGUGUCUGCCUUUGAAAGACUAUCCGUCGUGGACAUUGUCGGCAGCAAAAAGGCCUUUUUUGGCUUUAGAUUCUGGCUGCCAGCUAUUUUUACUAGAACACAGAAAGCCUAUCAAAGACCUUUUGUGUAUAUGAGUAUGAGACAGUGUGUGCGUGCGUGUGUGUUUGUGAGAGUGAAUAUAAACAUAUAUAAAUAUAUAUAAAUAAAUAUAUAUAUAUAUAUCCUCUGUAU
Ochotona princeps (American pika) is the source of this 1518-nucleotide messenger RNA. It is a transcript of the gene SGCD, whose product is annotated as sarcoglycan delta. The transcript has 8 exons. Gene Ontology annotation, biological process: cardiac muscle tissue development; heart contraction. Bases 433 to 1302 code for a protein of 289 amino acids. Gene Ontology annotation, cellular component: sarcolemma; sarcoglycan complex. Lineage: Eukaryota; Metazoa; Chordata; Mammalia; Lagomorpha; Ochotonidae. The record is from RefSeq and is a predicted model, not a curated record.